This is a messenger RNA of Angiostrongylus costaricensis, 333 nucleotides long. The record is from the annotation of a GenBank genome assembly. NCBI's taxonomy places the organism in Eukaryota, Metazoa, Nematoda, Chromadorea, Rhabditida, Metastrongylidae.
AUGACUUCUAAUUUUUCUUUUCAGAUGUUACAACGACUUCUGAUAUUACUUUUACCACUGCCAUUAUGCUAUGGAUUACUCUGCUACUACUGUGGAGUGUUCCUCAUAGCAUCCGCUCCGCAAUGCCGUGGUAAACCGAAAAAUAUCUCAUGUGAUCCUGAUAGUUAUGGUUGUAUGAGUUUAACAGGAGAAAAUUUGGAUGGGACGUACUACGUGGAAAAACGCUGUGCAGCAAAGAAUGAUGAUCGGACGGUUGGCUGUACUGAGAUCGAUUUACGUGGGUGGGUUUCUCAUUUCUGUUACGCAAAAAUCAGGGGCGGUUUUGAAAUUUAA